Neomonachus schauinslandi (Hawaiian monk seal) is the source of this 990-nucleotide messenger RNA. RefSeq names its product monoacylglycerol O-acyltransferase 3 (gene MOGAT3). Gene Ontology annotation, biological process: triglyceride biosynthetic process. Gene Ontology annotation, cellular component: endoplasmic reticulum membrane. Lineage: Eukaryota; Metazoa; Chordata; Mammalia; Carnivora; Phocidae. Bases 1 to 990 code for a protein of 329 amino acids. The record is from RefSeq and is a predicted model, not a curated record. The transcript is spliced from 7 exons. Gene Ontology annotation, molecular function: diacylglycerol O-acyltransferase activity.
AUGGAAUCCGUGCAGAAACAGUGGCCAGAAGUAGUGAGCGCCUACCAAUACGUGCUCACUUUCCUCUUCAUGGGCCCUUUCUUCUCCCUUCUUGUCCUCUUCCUCCUCUUCACGUCAUUCUGGUCCGUCUCUGUUCUCUACUUGGUGUGGUUCCUCCUGGACUGGGACACGCCUAACCAAGGUGGAAGGCGCUUUGAGUGGACCAGGAACUGGGCCAUGUGGAAACACGCCAGGGAUUAUUAUCCUAUCAAGCUGGUGAAAACAGCCGAGCUGCCCCCUGACCGGAACUAUGUGCUGGGUGCCCACCCACAUGGGAUCAUGUGCAUCGGAACCUUCUGCAAUUUCUCCACCGAGGCCAACAACUUCUCCAAGCAGUUCCCGGGGAUUCAGGUCUCAUCGGCAGUGCUGGCCUCCCUCUUCCACUUCCCAAUCUAUCGUGACUACAUCAUGUCCUUUGGAAUAUGUUCUGUGAACCGGUGGAGCCUGGACUUUGUUCUGUCACAGCGCCGGCUCGGGCAGGCUGUAAUCAUCAUGGUUGGGGGUGCCCAGGAGUCCCUGUAUGCCAUCCCAGGAAAGCACUGCCUCAUUCUCCGGAAUCGCAAAGGCUUCGUGCGCCUGGCACUGAGGCAUGGGGCCUCCUUAGUACCUGUGUACUCCUUUGGGGAGAACGAUGUCUUUAAUUUUAAGGUUUUUGCCACAAACUCCUGGCAGUAUAUGUGCCAGAUCACCUUCAAGAAAAUCAUGGGCUUUGUUCCUUGCAUCUUCUGGGGCCACGGGCUCUUCUCGGACAACUCCUGGGGCCUGGUGCCCUUCGCCAGGCCCAUCACCACUGUGGUGGGCCGCCCCAUCCCAGUGCCCCGGUGCCUGGACCCCACUGAGGAGGAAGUGGACCACUAUCACAUGCUCUAUAUGGAGGCUCUGGAGCAACUCUUCGAGGACCACAAGGAAAGCUGCGGUGUUCCAGCUUCUACUCGCCUCACCUUUAUCUAG